UGUAGACGUAGUGGUCAUUAUGCCAAAGAAAAAGAUUACAUGAAUCAUCGUUAUUUUUAUAAACGCGUAUAUUAUCUUGCUGUAUUAUCCGCUGCUUUGCAAGACAAGAAUUCGAUAUUGAACGUAAAAGUAGAAUUUGGCGCACUUAAUGGAGAUAGGUGUCGUCCAACUAUUUUACUUAAAGAUUAUCCUGCAUUUAACGAUGCAUGUAAGCUAGCUAAGAUGUGGCUUCAUCAAAGAGGCAUAGGUGGAGUAGACGGAAGAAAGAAAUUAGCUAAUGGGUAUAGUUCUUAUCAAUUAAUUAAGGGAACUAUGGAUUUUUUGGUUGGUAACGUAACAAUUGAAAGAAUAAAAUUCAAAGUUCAAACAACACUACAAGGAAUUCAAGGUCUUAAAUCAUCACUAACUAUAAUUAAUUCUUUAAAAGUUAUUAGUAGAUCACCGGAAUUUAUGAAUAUUAAAUUAUUGGUUAGUAUGUUAAAUCUAUCAAAUGUUAAAGUCGUUCUUGAUAGCGAUGUCAAAUUUGAUUUAUUAUUCCUUGCACAAUUUUCACCAAAUAAUAAUGACAAAAAACAACAAAUUGGACGAAAUUUAUUGAAUAAUUUUUUGGCAGGGAAAACAAAUAAUGUAAUAAUUAAAGGAACAACAAAUUCCACUAUUUUAGAACCUUUACGGGAAGCUUUUGAAACUUUAGAAUUGACAACAGUUAUACCUGGUCUUGUAACUGAAACACCAAUUCUAAAAAAAGCAUUCUUCUCAAUUAGAUUUAAUUCACUAUUUGAUAAAAAAGGGAAAGCUUCAAUUGAGAUAUUUAACCCGUUAAAUACAGUGAUAAGAUUUUUAAUGAUUGAUAUGAAUGUUACAGUGAAAGAUAAAUUAAUUGGAAUUAUUAAUCAAAAAUUUGGUAUGGAUGUAGAUGCUGUAAAUGGUGAUUUGAAAGUUAAUGUUACAAGUAAUAUUUUAAUUAGUGUUGGAAAUGAUGAUGGUGGAUUUAUG
Messenger RNA from Scutellospora calospora, 996 nucleotides. NCBI's taxonomy places the organism in Eukaryota, Fungi, Glomeromycota, Glomeromycetes, Diversisporales, Gigasporaceae. The record is from the annotation of a GenBank genome assembly.